AUGUUUCACACUUUUGAAGGCUUUGAGAAUCCCGGAGCAGCAUCGCCUGCCAGCAACUUUAACCGGCCGCCAACGGAACGCCGUGAAUCCGUCAGUCGGCGAGUGACGACACUCCGUGCUUGCACAUCAUGCCGGCAUCGCAAGAUCAAGUGCGACGGCGAGAAGCCAUGCGAAGCCUGCCGCUGGUAUAAGAAGUCCGAUCAAUGUCAAUAUUCAGACCCUCGACCUUCAAGGAGGCAUGUCGAGAAACUAUCGACUACUCUUGAUGAAUAUCGGAAUAUUCUGGGGAAGCUGUUCCCAAACAUCGCCCCUGAGUCUCUCGUCAACCUUCCCAGAGAAAAGCUUCUAGAGUUGACUUCAAGUUACUCCCCUUUAACAUCCAUGGCAUCAACUCACAGUGUGACUGCGCCGCACCCUGCUUCCCCAGCGACGUCGGCUUCUGUUGAUGCACACGUCUCGCCACUUUCAAAUGAAGAUGACAACCUUGAAUCCCUCCAAAGCAUGCCGGAAGAGGUAGACGAUAGUCGUCACACCAGCUCCAGCGACCUAGUCGAGGGUGUUUCGGACGAUGUGAAUGCGCUAUCUCUUUCCGCCAGACAUACAUCAUCCUACUUGGGCGUUUCAUCAAUCCAGGCCGUACUCAAGGUCAUCGUCUGGCUGGACCCAGGCUGCGCUUCAUACUUCGAUAGAACCCCGCCUACUAGCUCGGGCAACCAAGCCACCCCUGCAUUUGACGUGCAGCAGGGAUGGUCCCAUCACCCGCCUACCACUCCGCCACAUCCAUUCAUCCCAACCGAGAUGCAGAUGCUGGACUCCUACUUCCUGUACUUCCAGGCCUUUGCACCGCUCAUCGAUGAGCAGCAUUUUCGCGAAACGUAUAUCUCCGGUCGACGCAAAGAUGACCACUGGCUUGCCCUGCUAAACAUUGUCCUGGCCUUGGGCUGUGUGGCCGCUUCGACUCCUGACGACACGACACACCAAACCUACUUCCUCCGUUGCAAGAGCCACUUGAGUUUAAGUUCUCUCGGUAGUUCUCACCUAGAAACUAUCCAGGCUUUUGGUCUUGUCGGUGGGUGGUACUGUCACUAUAUCAGUCAACCCAAUCUCGCCUACUCUCUGAUGGGCGCCGCAUUGCGAAUGGCUGCAGGCCAGGGACUCCACAAGGAAUUUGUGGAGAACCGGCAAAUACCGACCCCGGCUAAGAUGGCAUCGAUGGAUAUCAAGCGACGCGUCUGGUGGUCGUUGUUUGGUAUGACCCUUGGCCGACCAAUCAAACCUCCAAACUGUAGAGACAAGGAAAAUAUCUUGGAAAUUCUCCCGCUCGUUGAAAAUAUCCGGUUUACGAAGAUCGCAAACCAGAUCCAAGAAUCACUUGCUGCUGCUCCGCUCGUCAAACACCAAGAGAUGGCCCACGCAGAUGUGCAGCUCCUAGAAUGGUGGGACAACUUACCACCCGUCCUAAAAGACCAUGAACCAUGCAACGAAUCCAUCAGCACCGUCCGCACAGUCAUGCGAUGGCGGUAUUAUAACCAACGGAUGCUCAUUUACCGACCAACACUACUUAGCUACGCCAUGCGCCGAGUCCCCUACAUCGCCCUCCGCGCCGAGGAGCGAACCGCCAUCGAGAAGUGCCGCGAAGUGGCGGAAAUCUCUAUCCAAAAUAUCGCCGCGACCGCGCAACUCAAUCAGCUGUGCGGGUGGAAUGCCGUUUGGUGGACAUUCCAGGCAUCACUCGUUCCACUUGUCGGCCUCUUCCUCAACGACCCGACUGCCAAUGACCACCGCGCAAGUAUUGAGUCUUGUCAGGCGCAGGUUGAAAUUGCCAUGGCUACACUGGCCCGCAUGCAGUCUUUUGGUCAUACCGCUAAGCGGUCCCUAGAUGCGCUAAGCCGCAUCUAUGAGGCUAGCAAACGCAAUCAUGAUCUAUCAUCGGCAACGAGUGCACCCAGCUCCUUUGGGAAUUUCUUCCCUGCUGGUCGUGAUAUACACAGCAAUAUGUUCUCCACGUCUGACCCGUCAUCUCGUAUGGGCAUCUCACUGGGCGAGAAUGGUCUUGCCGACCCCCUGGCCACUCCAUUCGUGGAUGACUCUGGACAGUAUCUGUGGGAGUAUCUCAGUUGGAGUGAUAACUCGAAUAUUUGGCCCGGCCUCUCAGAUUUGGAUACCCGCACCGAAGCGAUGGCUUUAUUGACGCCGGAUCAUGAGAAGGGUCCUAAGUUCGGGACACAUCCGUAUUUCGAGCCGAUGCCGGAUUCUUAUUUUGUCAAUGCGCCACUUUAUUACUGA
This is a messenger RNA of Penicillium manginii, 2286 nucleotides long. RefSeq lists its product as uncharacterized. Gene Ontology annotation, cellular component: nucleus. Gene Ontology annotation, molecular function: RNA polymerase II cis-regulatory region sequence-specific DNA binding; zinc ion binding; DNA-binding transcription factor activity, RNA polymerase II-specific. NCBI's taxonomy places the organism in Eukaryota, Fungi, Ascomycota, Eurotiomycetes, Eurotiales, Aspergillaceae. Gene Ontology annotation, biological process: DNA-templated transcription; positive regulation of transcription from RNA polymerase II promoter by galactose. The coding region runs from base 1 to 2286 and encodes 761 amino acids. The transcript has 5 exons. The record is from RefSeq and is a predicted model, not a curated record.